AAGAAGACAUAGUUUUGUAAUCUCAGUUGUUACUGGAGGUUCAUCAAAUAUAACCUCGAAAAACCUCGUGUAGUUGUGUUUAUUUAUUAGAUUUAAGGCGACAAGAUGAAGAUUAAAUUUACUGACAACGAUGAGGAAGAGGUUUACGACGAAGAUGAGGCACAUGAGGAACGCAAAGCAAAAUGGUAUCAUGAGUUUCCAGCUGAUAUACAAUGUGAACCUGUUGCCGAUGAGUUAAUGAUUAAGUUGAAAGAUGAGGCUAAAAAGUGCUUGGAUUCAGACAGUGCUGCAUAUAAUAUAAAAAGUGCUAAGAUUAACUCAAAUUAUGGCUGGAUGAAGACUGUGAUGUCGAAGGGAGCUGUUUCCGAUAAAAUAGCUGCCCACACAAUCAUGAUCCAAGAUGAUCCUGUCUGCAAUCUGGAGAAAAUCUGGAAUUUGAUAGGCAUGGUCAAAGUGGGGAAAAAGAAGGAAUGCAUUGUUGUAAUUGAAACCUUGACUGAAUUGUUUUUAUCUGAUUUGUUGGUGCCUGACAGAAAAUUGAAACUGUUCCAUCAAAGACCAUUAGGAAAAUUGAAUGAUUUGUCGUCAGGAAACACGAAAACGAGAAAUAAGUAUCUAUGCCACUGGUAUUUUGAAGAUCAACUGAAAGAGGCUUACACGAAUUUCGUGCAGGCUUUGAAUACCACAGCCCAUGACUCUGUGGAUGCGAAUAGGGAGAAAGCCAUCACGUCUAUGACCAAUCUGUUGAUAGGAAACGCGGAGCAAGAGAAUAAUCUUCUUUCGCAUAUAGUCAACAAAUUGGGAGAUCCUUCUUUGAAGGUCGCUUCCAAAACAUUAUACUGUUUAACUCAGUUACUUAGGAAGCAUAGCAAUAUGCAAACAGUCGUUUUAAAGGAAGUGGAGAAGAUUAUGUUCAGGCAAAAUAUUGGACAGAAGGCGCAGUAUUACUGUCUGUGCUUCAUCAUACAGUUUCACCUUACUCACCAGGAUCCACAGAUUGCUGCUAAAUUGAUCAGCAUCUACAUCUCAUUCUUCAACAAGGCCAUUACUGAUGGUGACGUUGAUAGCAAGAUGAUGUCUGCUUUGUUAAUUGGUGUUAAGAGAGCUUUCCCUUACGCCAAAAUUGAGUUGGAGACUUUACAGAAACACUUUGAUACCUUAUACAGGGUGUUUCACGUGGCCAAAUUCAGUGUCAGCUUGAACGCUCUGUGCUUACUGCAUCAAAUUUCCGAUGUAUCCAACACAUUAAGCGAUAGGUAUUACUCAGCCUUGUAUAAAAUGCUCAUCGAUCCUAAUUUUUCCAAAUCGACGCAACAAGCUAUUUUAUUGAAUCUAGUUUAUAAAUCAUUGAUGAAGGAUACAAAGAAAAAUAGGAUAUUGGCAUUCAUUAAGAGAUUGUUACAGAUUUGCCAUUAUUGUCAGCCAAAUUUCGCGUGUGGUAUUCUAUUCUUGAUUUCACAUGUCAUCACAAAGGAUAAGACUCUGUUCAUCGUUGAGCUCAAAUCGCAUGUCAGCACUUAUAACUCUGAUGACGAAGACGACGAGGAGAAAUAUGUCGAUAUUAAAGAUGAAUUGGACGAGAGAGAAGUUCAGAUUGCCGAUGUAACUUGCGAAGAAGAUAAGGACUUUGAAGUUGUCGUUGUAUCUGAAGAGAAAGGAAAUAAACCAAAGGUUGCUGGCUGGUUCCAUGCUGGUGUAUCCACCAAACAGAAGAAAUGCUCGAAAAAUGAAGCGACUGUAAGGAAUCCUCUGUACGCGGAUGCCGAGAAGAAGGCGUACACGGAAUUGGUGACGUUAAAAGAGCAUUACCAUCCGACAGUUGCGUUGUUUGCUAACAAAUUGAUCAAUGGCGAGAAAAUUAUAUAUUCCGGUGAUCCGUUGAAAGAUUUCCAGAUCAUCAGGUUCUUGGAUAGGUUCUCGUUUAAGAAUCCAAAGAAGGUGGAAGAUUUGCCUUCGCACGAUCCUACAUUCGGUAAGAGAAAAAUGUAUCAACCAACUGGUCUGAAAGCCGUGUCCGUGACAUCCUCCAAUUACGUCACUCAGGAUCAAAAGGAAAUUCCCGUUGAUGAACUCUUCUUGCAUUCAUACAUGCAACAUAAAUAUAAAGAUAGGGAUAUAAAGGAGGAGGAAGAGGAUGAUAUUGAAUCGGUGGCGAGUGAUGAAUUCGAGGAAAUGUUGGACAAAAUGUCCGGAUUCAAACAUACCGAAAAUGAUGAAGAUAUGGACUUUAUGGAUGAUUACGGAACUACCGUUAAAAAUAAGAAAGAAAGCAAAAAGGACGAUGACGAAGAGGAGGAAGAAGACAACGACGAAGAAAACGGUGAUCUAAAUGAUGAUGAUGAUGAAGAGGAUUGGUCUGACGAAGAGUUUUCCAACGGAGAUAUGGGUGAUAUGGACGUUGACGAUGAUGAUGACGGCAGUAUCGAUAUGUUCGGUGACGACGAUGAUGAUGAAGAUAACGUCAUGUCCUUUAAUAAGAAGAACAAGAAGAAAGCGAAGGGUGGCAAAUCAGUGUUUGCUUCGGCCGAAGAGUUUGCUCAUUUGUUGGAGGAAGAGGGUAGCAGCAAAGUGGCCCCAGGCAGUUCCAAUCAAGUACAGAAUAGCGAUAAAGCUGAUGUCCGACAAUUGGACUGGGAGGAAAAACGUAACAGAUGGUUGCACAAUAAGGGUGAAUUCAAGGGCAAGGGCGGAAAGAAAUUUAAUAAUGGCAAGAAGCCUUUCGGCAAGCCCGGUGGUAACAAAGGCAACGGCGUUUUCAAGAAGCGACCCAGCACGUUUAAGGGUAAAAAUAAGAAGCAGAAAUAA
Messenger RNA from Nicrophorus vespilloides, 2805 nucleotides. It is a transcript of the gene Noc1, whose product is annotated as CCAAT/enhancer-binding protein zeta. NCBI's taxonomy places the organism in Eukaryota, Metazoa, Arthropoda, Insecta, Coleoptera, Silphidae. The record is from RefSeq and is a predicted model, not a curated record. The coding region runs from base 106 to 2805 and encodes 899 amino acids. The transcript is spliced from 10 exons. Gene Ontology annotation, cellular component: nucleus.